Lottia gigantea (owl limpet) is the source of this 909-nucleotide messenger RNA. RefSeq lists its product as hypothetical. The record is from RefSeq and is a predicted model, not a curated record. The transcript has 6 exons. The annotation marks the transcript as partial. NCBI's taxonomy places the organism in Eukaryota, Metazoa, Mollusca, Gastropoda, Lottiidae. Gene Ontology annotation, cellular component: Golgi apparatus.
AUGGGUCUUUGUAAAUGCCCUAAGAGGAAGGUCACCAAUUUAUUUUGUUUUGAGCAUAGAGUGAAUGUUUGUGAACACUGCUUAGUUGCAAAUCAUCCAAAGUGUAUUGUACAGUCAUAUCUACAAUGGCUACAAGACAGUGAUUACAAUCCUAUUUGUAAAUUAUGUAAUCAAAGUUUAAAUGGAGAAAAUGCGGGAGAAUGUGUACGCCUAGUGUGUUAUGAUAUUUUUCAUUGGAAAUGCCUCGACCAGUAUGCUAGAAGUUUACCACCUAAUACAGCCCCUGCUGGUUACACCUGUCCAUCAUGUAAUACUGGUAUCUUUCCUCCUGCUAAUAUGGCUUCACCUAUUGCUGAUGUUAUUAAAACAUUCUUAUCUAGAGUUAAUUGGGCCAGAGCAGGACUAGGAAUGCCUUUGAUUGAUGAACCAGAAGCACCAUCACCAAUAAAGAAAAGUGAAACAGGACCAUUAUCCUCUACACCAUUAUCUACACCUAGUCAGACUCGUCCCAGUGCCCAGGUUCCACCAUACAGCAGUACACCAACUUCUGCUCACAGUGUUAUUAAUGUAGAUGCUGGAGCCAGUUCUAGAUCUCAGAGCUUAUUAUCAAAUAAUCCCCGAAAAUUAUUUGAUUCAACAAAAGAAGAUGUCAUGUUUAAUACAUCACAUGAUCAUGAUGAAGAUAAAUAUAAACGUAGACCAGCUUUUAACUGGUUAGCUAAAUGGUUCAAAUCUACAGAAAAAGGCAAACGUAAAGAUCCAAAUGCUGUUAUGAAGAAAUUUAUAGUUGUUUUGGGAAUUGGAAUAAUCUCUUUUAUAACGAUUGUGAUAAUAUUUUCUAAAUUAGGACGUCAAAUGACAGAUGAUGACCCAUCCCUAGAUCCUAUGGCUAAUCCAAACAUUAGGAUU